Molecule: messenger RNA, 1500 nt
Organism: Ustilaginoidea virens
Lineage: Eukaryota; Fungi; Ascomycota; Sordariomycetes; Hypocreales; Clavicipitaceae
Exons: 2
Coding region: 1-1500 (499 amino acids)
Biological process (GO): spliceosomal snRNP assembly
Source: RefSeq, a predicted model, not a curated record
AUGGCCGCCAAGCGAGACCUCCUGGACCUCGACCAAGGCGAGCUUUCAGAACCCGAGCCCAAGCGAGCAAAGAAAGGGCCCAAGCCGCGGCACCAGCAUCAAAACUCAUACAUCGAUCCGACCUGGGGCCAGAAAUACGUCUUUUCGAGCUCCGAGGAUGCCACCACCAUCCCCUGCGGCGAGGAGGCAGAGUUCGAGGAUGACGCUGAUGCCAUGGCCUAUCUGCUGUCUGUCAGGAAAGAAGCAUACGACAUCCCCCAUCUGCUCGUGGCCCCCAGAGUCCAGAUCGGUCCGCAGCUCCCGGAAAGCCUGCAAAAUGGCAAGCGUGGCGGCAGUGACGGCGGAUCCGAAAGCGAGUCUUGCGAUUCUGGAGGAUACUACGACGACGGGGCCUACAUCGCUCUCCCUGACGAGCACUGGAGCGCACGCGGCGAACCCGGCCCCGGCCAAGACGACGCCGGCCAUGUCGGCGAUGCGGCGGGCGCCAAGGCGUUGGAGGAAGCGUACUUUGCCUCCGUGAUGCGACGAUACCGGCGUCUGCGGCAGAUGCUGCAUUCCAGACCGCCUGCGGAGGGAACGGGGAGACGUUCGGCGGCGCCGUGCGGUCGUCGCAUUCCCCACACCCCUAAGCUAUGGGCAAAGACGUUGCGCGGCACCGACCCGCAGCCGCUCCAGCUGGCCCUCAUGUCCAAGGAAACAGUGAUUGGGGUCCUGCGCGUCAUCGUCGGCGGCACGUUUCUGCAGCGCGGGCACACGCUUUCCGAGAGGACCAGCCGAUGGGUCUGGGGUCUGCUGGCGAGGCUUCCGGAGCGGGGGGAGCUCAACCACGCCGAGAUUGGGUGGGUGCGAGAUCUGGGCCGUCGGGCAGUCUUGCUGGGCAGAAGCCUGGCGGAGAUGGCGGCUCUGCGGCAAGAGCUGGCGGAUGGCGGGCAAGUCACGGCGACGGAUGUCCAAGACUCGGAGGAUCUGGGCAGUCUUGACGAAGACGACGAUGCCGCUGGGGAGGACGGGGAAGCAGCAGAUGAGGACGAGCAAGACCAUCAGAGCGGGCUGGGCCGGCAGGAGGAUGCUGUUGACGCGGACGAAGCAGGAGGAGGAGGAGGAGAAGGAGAAGGAGAAGGAGAAGGAGGAGGAGAAGGAGGAGGAGAAGGAGGAGGAGGAGGAGGAGAAGAAGAAGAAGAAGAAGAAGAAGGAGAAAUUGCAGACGACUCGGCAGAUGAAGGCGACGCGGCCAUGGACCUCGACUCGGGCUCCGAACAGGACCAAGCAGCCGACGACGCUCUCCAAGCCGCCAAAAAAAGCCUCCUGGCCAUGCUGGAAAACGCGCCAGGCGGGGAGCAGCAGCAGCAGCCGCCUCGAGGGGCUGGUUGCCAGGAAGAAGCCCAGCUGCGGCUGCGCGUCAACAUGCGCGCCACGCUCAACAUGAUUCUGACGGUCGCGGGCGAGUUUUACGGACAGCGGGACCUGCUGGAGUUUCGGGAACCAUUCGUGGGCAUGUAA